Scutellospora calospora is the source of this 411-nucleotide messenger RNA. The record is from the annotation of a GenBank genome assembly. NCBI's taxonomy places the organism in Eukaryota, Fungi, Glomeromycota, Glomeromycetes, Diversisporales, Gigasporaceae.
AUGUCUGACUUACAAAAUAAAAAUACAACUAUUUUAGCUUCAUCUUAUCAACCACAAAUUAAUGAUACAUUUGAAAGUCAUAGUGAAUUUAUUGACAAAAUUAAAAACUAUGCACAAAAUCUUGGUUUUACUAUUAGACUUGGAAAAUCUGAAUAUCUUAAGAAAUCUGAAAAUAAAGAAGAAAAUGCUUUAAAAGAACAUAACUCUAAUAAUGAAAUUUCAAAAAAAGAACGAAAUCGAGUAUCUCAGCAUUGUGGCUGUUCUUUUUAUAUUCGUGCUUCUUUAAAUAGUUUAAAUAGCUUAUGGUACAUCAUUAAUAUGAAUCUUAUUCAUAAUCAUCAAAUAGUUGAAGAAAAUCAUAGAUUUUUUAUGUCUAAUAAACGAAAUAUUCCUGAUGAUGUCAAACAGUGA